Messenger RNA from Eruca vesicaria subsp. sativa (arugula), 555 nucleotides. Lineage: Eukaryota; Viridiplantae; Streptophyta; Magnoliopsida; Brassicales; Brassicaceae. The record is from the annotation of a GenBank genome assembly.
AUGUCGGUAGCGGAGAUCUCAAAAUCUACUACAGAAGCUGGGGUUAGGAGAUGCUGCGUUAAAUGCGGUGAACCCUUUUGCAUCAACUGUAAAGUUCCGUGGCAUAGUAAUAUGUUGUGCGACCAUUACAAGAGGUUGCAUCCAAAUCCUACAGAAAACGAUGGAAAGCUAAAAGCUCUAGCAGACGAGAAAAUGUGGCGUCAAUGUGGAAAGUGUCACCACAUGAUUGAACUUUCUCAAGGCUGCAUCAGCAUAAAGUGCAGAUGUGGGCAUGAAUUUUGCUACGAGUGUGGAGCCGACGCUGGAGGUUGCCCUCAUGGAAAUGGCGAAUUAAUAUGGAUUCAACGGCCGCCACCAAUUAGAGAUAUCAUAUGUAAUCCUACCACCGGACAGACCAUAUCUUCACCAAGGCUAGUCGAAACAACACACCAAGCCAACUCAGGACACGCAACACCGAAUCACUAUCAGGUAUUCACAUUGUACUACAUGGCGAGGACGGACACAAGAAUGAUGUGUCUGAUGAGAUUUGAUUUGAACUCUGAGAAGUUUGCUUGA